AUGAAUCCAAGUGUUUGGAGAGAAGGUAUGUAUUCUUCUAGCAGCAUUUGCCUUGACGGCUUUCAUGCAGAGCAUCUCUCCUCUUUUCAACUGGACCCUGUGCUAUCAAAUGUAGAUGUGUCAGCCGUUUCCGUGUCAUUACACAAAGACAGCGAAGACAGAAAAAUGCUAUCGGAGAGUGCCUAUUACAGAAGUGGGGAUGCUGGUUCAAGUUUGAUGAAUCCAUCCAAAGACAACACGACUGGACAUUCACCCAUAAGAAGGCACCCAAUUCCUGCAUCCAGUUCCUGUGGUCAUGAUGAGUGGAACUUAAACAGUGGCCAUCAGGCAAAGCGUGCCAGAGUAGAAAAUAUCAUCAAAGGCAUGAUCAGCUCUCCAGGUAUGCACUGCACCAAUGUGACCAGAAACCAAUGCGUGAAGUCAGACGGCAUGCAGGAAAAGGAAACGAUACAUGAGCAGGACUACGUGGAAACGAGUGGAUUUGGCAGCCAGAGAGCAGGAAAGCAGCUGGAGAAUCAGCAUCUCAGAGCAAGGUUCGACCAUGUGGACGAAGUAGUCGACACUAUAGACAAGGACGAAUCUCCUGAAACAUCUCCAAGGGACGCAUUCACAGAUUCAUACAGUGAGUUUCAGACCAGCUCAAGUAGAGAAUAUCAAGGACGGAAGUCGGUGAUGAGCUACUUCCAAUCCCAACCCGAGAGAAUAAAGCUGAUGGCAGAGGUUUUAAAGUACGAGCUGUCCAGAGCUGUCAGUAGGAGCGUUGACUCUAUUUUCAAAAGCAUGCCACUUAUACAAACAAACAUUGAGGGGAAUGCAGAGACAGAUAUACGUCUUCAAUCAUCAGUUGGUGAAGAUGAAUUGGGACUAACCUGUUGUGGAAAUGCAGAGGUGCAAGUCCCAGAUGUUCAAACCGAAGCUCUGUCCUUGGUCGUACAAAAGCCUCGACUGGAAAACAAGUUUGUCCUUCACCAUCGUCCACAACCUCCAAUCCUGUUCGGGAAUCAUGACUCUGAAGAUCAGCCGUCAGAGAGGAAUCACGAAGCCGUCCGUCAACAUGCCCUCAGGUGCUCUCAGGAUGCAUGCUCCAGAGUUGGUCCGGCAAAGUUUGACACCCUUCGGAAUUCAAUCAAAGUGAGGUCGAAGGUCAACUCCAGGUCUGUGAGAAGCCCACAGACUCACACUGUGUCUGUGGACCCCACGCUGAUGGAAAGCCCUGGUCUCCCUCAUGUCAAUAUAGAGUCCGACUGCCUAGUGAAGACCAACCUGUACAUGCUGAAUGAGGGUCUGACCACAAAUCAUCUGAAGAAAGCAAAGCUCAUGUUCUUCUACACGCGCUACCCGAGUUCCCUGGUGCUAAAGAUGUGUUUCCAUGAUGUGCAGUUCUCGCGCUGCAUCACCUCUCAGCUCAUCAAGUGGUUCAGUAACUUCAGGGAGUUUUUCUACAUCCAGAUGGAGAAGUUCGCCCGUCACGCUCUCAUCGAAGGAGUCUCCGACGUGCGGGGUCUGACUGUGGAGAGACAAUCAGAACUUUUCAGAGCUCUCAACAUGCACUACAACAAAGCCAACGACUUCCAGGUCCCUGACAGUUUCCUGGAGGUUGCAGAGAUUACAUUAAGAGAAUUUUACAUUUCCAUUUCAAUGGGCAAAGAUCGUGAUCCCUCGUGGAAGAAAGCGAUCUACAAGGUGAUCUGUAAACUGGACAGUGACGUACCAGCUCAAUUCAAAAGUCAUCACUCUGCAUGACAACCAAUCAGAAGACAUCAUGUGCUGCAGUGGCUACUGUCACCAUGUGGACUUACUCGCCUUGAUUAGCAAAGUACUAGUUUUUAAUAAAGAACCUGCUGUAUUGUACAAGUGAGUUAUGUACAUGCUUGCACAUAUCCAGUCUCCACCCAUAUAGCAGACUGAUUUAGGCUUCUAUGGCUGUUUUUUUCAUGAGGUCAUUUGAUAUUAUUAGUAUUUUGCUAUAUCAACCUUAUUGUAUAGCAAUAACACAUAACAAUUUUAUCUGUGAAAUGUGUGCAACAGAACACAUUUUUAGAGGCAUUGUUCUUUAAUAAGGACAAAAAAAGGUCCACACAACACAAGUGAAAAAACACAUUUAUUAUACAGCAGAGCUUUAUUGUCAAAAUAUUUGUAUGUACAGAAUAUAUUAAUGAGAUUACAUUCCAAACAUUUUAAAAUUGGUAAUUUUCAAAAUAACAGUGUUUCGGUCUUUCUUCCAUACUCACUAUGAAGACCCAUCCACUUUGCAGAUGAUACACUGAGGCUGGAUGUCCGCAGGAAAAUCAAACAUGGUCUUCACCAGCGGUGCCGUGUGUUCGGUCAUAUUCGAUGAUCCAUUUUUUGUCUUCAGUGCAAAUACAAAAUUCUCAGCAGGUAAAAUUGUUGGCCAUUUGCUUCACAAGUGUAACGUUUGUAAAUAUAAAAAGUAUAUUCAAAGCGGAAUUCAAUUGCUUACAUAUUAACCAUGACAAUCACACUCAGUGAGACUGAAAUUGGGCACUAAAUACGAACAAGCAGUUUGAACAUAGGCAUUCGAAAUAACGUCUUUCAAAUAUUUUCCUUUAAAGGUCACCUAUUAUGCAAAGAUUAAGUGUCCCCUCUAUGAAAGAGAUUUGGAAAGUUUCAGGAAUAAAUAUUCUCUCUCUUUUUGUCAGAUUUUGGCCACUUUAUGAUGUCACAAUGUUUGUAUGGGUUGUGCAACCAUUAGCUAUCAUUAAUAAUCAGCUGAAUGUGGUACAGGUAACAUUUUUGUAUCUUUACUCUCGAUGUAAAAAUGGGGUUUAAAGUCUAAAAAAAUAGAAUUAAGACAAACAAAUAAAAUACUAUUCUAGUCAUGAAAAGUCACUGUGGGCUCGACUUGUCAUUGAAGUAACCAGGGUUUAAACACUUGAUCCACAAUAUUCCCAGUAUUCCCAACUUCCCGUAGUUUAUCAGGACAAAUUGUGGUUCUUUGGAAAUUGAGAGUUGUUGACAACAUUGGGGUUCUCCAAUAUCAUUUACUGUUAUGGUCACAGGUUAGAAAACACCCUUUUCAAUCCCGCAAUUGUGCAUUUUCAUUACACUUUAUUUUGUGAUACUCGCCGUUGAAGCUGAAGUGAAGUUCAAGUUAGGCUAAUUCUAGCCUAGACAAUACAAGUACAUAGAACUGUAUUGAUUUACAAAAUACACACAGUACCAUUAAGGGACUGAGAGGCAACCCACAAAGGCGUAAAACUGUUCAGCUUUGCAUUAUGAAUGUAGCCCUUUACUCUUUCCUUUGUUCUCCUCACUUAACCAUGCACACUGAGAAACAUAAUAACAGUACUUCUUUAAAAAAAAAAAACAGGGUCAAUGUGUAAUAUCUGGCCACAUACAAAAAACAAAAAAAUAGGGGCAGCAAUUCAUCUCGAAUACUUGGUUCAUAUAAUCUAAAUGUAGUCAUCAGUUAUUAAAACUUAAUGAAAAAGCAAACUAACAACAGGUCAAGGAUACGCAAUAUUGACCCGAUGGUACGAAAUGUGCCAUUUUGGGCUACUUUCAAUUUAAUCCAAUUAGCGAACUAUUAAAAAGUCACAUGGAUCCUUUACCUUUAAUGUAAUUGACGAGUCCUUCUGGACUCUUGGUUCUUCAUCAUCUAACGUUGGACUGAGGGCAGACAGACGCUACAUCGACUCACGCCUUCUGAAGUACAAGAGGUGUUACGGUAAAAGACUGUCGGAGACGAGCUGGUUAGCAUGCUCACUUCAGUAUAUAUAUCUGCAACACAACACACGAAGAUUUUGACAUAAUAUCAAAAGUGUCAUGUGUUUGGUUAAGUUCUAAAUAAAUAAAAUCUGGCCAUAUCUUACACAUUGCCACUUUAAAAUGUCACAGGAGGGAAAGAGGUGAAGUCGGAGUGAUGCAAAUAAU
This is a messenger RNA of Trematomus bernacchii (emerald rockcod), 3894 nucleotides long. Its product is annotated as prospero homeobox protein 1-like. The transcript is spliced from 4 exons. Bases 1 to 1743 code for a protein of 580 amino acids. Lineage: Eukaryota; Metazoa; Chordata; Actinopteri; Perciformes; Nototheniidae. Gene Ontology annotation, biological process: regulation of transcription by RNA polymerase II. Gene Ontology annotation, molecular function: RNA polymerase II cis-regulatory region sequence-specific DNA binding; DNA-binding transcription factor activity, RNA polymerase II-specific. The record is from RefSeq and is a predicted model, not a curated record. Gene Ontology annotation, cellular component: nucleus.